AUCACAGACAACCACUAGGAUCACAGCUAGCGGUCGGCAUGAACUUUCAACAAGUAAAACAACGACAGCCGAUUUUAUAACAACAAUCCCGUUAAGGGCAACCACUAGGACCACAGCUAGCGGUUCACAUAAACGUUCCACAACUACUACAACAACAACGACCGCUGAUUUUACAAGGACCAUCCCAACACAGAGAACAUCAACAGCCGACAUUACAACCACAACUCAACUACUGGGGACCACAGAAACAGGCAGAACCACAGCAUUAACUAUGGACAGAACAACAGCAAGCCGGCCACGGAGAACCACCAGAAACACAGCUAGCGGUUUACAUACAGGGUACACAGCCACAACACCAAUAGCCGACAUUACAACCACAACACCACUACUGGGGACCACAGAAACAGGCAGAACCACAGCAUUAACUAUGGACAGAACAACAGCGAACCGCCCACAAAGAUCCACCGGGAGCACAGCUAGCGGUUUGCAUGCAAUUUCUACAGCCAUUACAUCAGCCAGAAUUACAGCUAUCACUCGACUACUGAGGACAGUACCAUUGCCUGGCACGAACACAGCAGAACAAACUCCACACAGAACAUCAAAUAUAGACAGGACAACAUUAAAACCACCACAGAGAACAACAGAGGACAACAGAACAACAGCUAGCAGUUUACAUACACCUUCCACGGCCACAACAACAACUGCCACCACCAUAACAUCAAAUAUAGACAGGACAACAUUACAACCACAACAGAGAACCACUAGGACAACAACUGGCGGUUUACGUACACCUUUCACAGCCACAGCAACAACUGCCACCACCACAACGUCAAAUGUAGACACUACAACAUUACAACCCUCAUACAGAACCACCAGGACAACAGCUAGUAAUUUAUAUACACCUUCCACAGCCACAACAAAUACUGACACUACAACAUCAAAUAUAGACAGGACAACAGUACAACCACCACAGAGAACAACCAGAACAAGCAGGACAACAGCUAGCGAUGCAUAUACACCUUUCACAACCACUAAAACAUCUGACCAAACUACAAAACAACGGCUGAGGAUCACAGACACUACCACAGCCGCAACAACAAUAACAACUGAGGACAGGACAACAGCAAACCCUCCACAGAGAACUACAGAGGCAGCUACAACGACAACUGUUGGGAAAACAGCGGGACUGCCACAUACAAUUACAAGGACCACAAUUGGCGAUUUACACAUAACUUCGACGUCAGAAACCAGGGCUGUAGACAGGACGACGAGUCAAACUCUUCAGAAAACAACAAGGACAAAACGUACAGAUAGUGGUUUACAUGUGCAUACAAGUUCCACAUUCGCAACAACCACGACCUCGACUGUGGACAGGGCUACAACACCGAAUCCACAGACAACCACCAGGACCACAGUUAACGGUGCACAUGAAGAUUCUACAGCCACAACAACAGCCAUUACAAUAACAAGACGACCACUGAGGACCACAAUCAAAACUCCACAAGAAACAUUUAACAGCGCUAGUAAUUUACGUGGGAGUUCGACAGCCUCAUCAGAUGUGGACAGGAAGACAACUCAAACUCUACAGAGAGCCACUAGGACCACAACUCGUGAUUUACAUACAGGUUUCACAACUACUCGUACAGCACCAACAAACGCUAUAACAACAACAACCACACAAACGCUGAGGACAGCAGAAAAUACUUCUACCAGAACAUCAACUGCGGGCAGGUCUACAACCCAAACUCUAGAAGGAACCACCAUUACUACAGCUAGUAGUUUACACGCAAAUUCUACUGCCACAUCACUAACUGUGGACAAGGCAACAACCCAAACCCCGCAGAGCACUACCAGAACUACAGCUAGCGAUCUACAUACUAGUUCAACAGCCACUGCAACAAUUGUGGAUAAGGCAGCAACAAACGAAUCAACGAGAACCACCAGAGCUACAGUUAGUGGUUUCCAUACAAGUUUCACAGCCAGAGCAACACCAGCCAAUAGUACAACAGCAAGGCAACCAGUGAGCACCCCUCGGGUUACUGGUCAGAACAAUUGCAGUUUCAUACGUUGUCCAAGCACAGUCGUCGAGAUACCCUUACCUGAGAAUCGAAACUUCGUUGAAGUCGACUUCAGAGACCACAUCGGGGCUACUGACGCUGAUUCAAAUGACAUCACACCAGAGGUGGAAAAAGCCGCCUCGGAGAACGUCAAGUACCCGAUUACAGAGUACGAAGUCGGUCCAGACCAAGAACCGCCAUACUUGUUUGAACUCGUGAGGUUUAGGGCCUGCGACGAUACCUGUGAUGUUAGCGUGGUUCUCGAAGACCACACAGCUCCACAACCAGUAAGCUGCCCAACAACAAGUAAGACUGUCGAAGAAGACAGCUGUCGUGAUGUGAAGCUCUAUGACUACUACAACAGCAGCACGAUAGAGUCCUGGUUUCGGGACAACGUCGGGAUUAAUUCGGGACAGUGCACGCGAACUGCAAUUGAUCACAUUGAACAUGGCGAGACGAGAUCUGUUACCUGUUACGCAACGGACAUGGCGGGGAGUCGGUCUGCUGGAUGUGACGUCAGUUUCCACUGCAAGAAGUACGAGUGCCCCAUUAUCGAACCACCAGAGUUUGGGGCAAUCGUCUGCCAUGAGGAGGACCUAAUGGAGAGAUGCACACUCUUCUGCAAGGAGGGCAAAAUUCACAAGAGAAAAAACACCUUCAAGUGCAACCUGGCCAAUCCUUCGUCAACCUGGACAGACGCGAGCAUUGACAAUAAUGUAGUCUGCAGAGACGUCAGAGGUACCGUUCGGUAUGAGAAGUUCACAUUCAACAAGAAUUGUGACCCCGAUGACUUGGAUUUUCAUCUGCUGAUCAAGCAAACGUUAUUAACAAGAUCAGGCCAUGGGCUGUGCCAAGACUUCCCUAGUAUUGAUUGUGACAUCAAAGUGUCUUGUGGAUAUUCGUCCACGGUCGACACAACGACUUUGGUAAAAGCAACGAGUCAAACUCAAAUGAGAACAACAAUAACAACACGUACAGGUAGUGUUUUACAAACAAGAUCCACAUCCGCAAUAACCACGACCUCCAGGGACAGGGCUACAACACCGAAUCGACAGAGCACCGCAGCUAACGGUGCACAUACAGGUUCUACAGCCACAACAAGAGCCGACAUUACAGCAACAACCGGCCAGCCACUGAGGACCACCGAAACAUCAACGGUAUCCAGAACUGCGAAGCAAACUCUACAAGAAGCAACUAUUACCAGCGCCAGUGAUUUACGAAAAAGUUCGACCGCCACAACUGUGGAAAGGAUCACAACUCAAACUCUACAGAGAGACACUAGGACCACAACUCGUGAUUUACAUACAGGUUCCACAUCUGAAACACCAAUUAACGACAUAACAACACAACCGCUGAGAACAGCAGAAAACGCCACUACCAGAACAUCAACCGCGGGCAGGUCCACAGCCGAAACUAUACAAGGAACCACCAGUACUACAGCUAGUGGUUUACAGGCAAAUUCUACCGCCACGUCACUAACUGUAGAGAAGGCAACAACCCAAAUCCCUCAGAGCACUACCAGAACUACAGCUAGCGAUCUGCGUACAAGUUCAACUGCCACUUCAACAAUUGUGGAUAGGGCAACAACAAGCGCAUCAACGAGAACCACAGUUAGCGGUUUGCAUACAAGUUUCACAGCUACAGCAACACCAGCCAAUAGUACAACAUCAAGACAACCCGUGAGCACCCCCCGAGUUACUGGUCAGAACAAUUGCAGUUUCAUACGUUGUCCAAGCACAGUCGUCGAGAUACCCUUACCUGAGAAUCGAAACUUCGUUGAAGUCAACUUCAGAGACUACAUCGCGGCUACUGACGCUGAUUCCAAUGAAAUCACACCAGAGGUGGAAAUAGCCGCCUCGGAGAACGUCAAGUACCCGAUUACAAAGUACGAAGUCGGUCCAGACCAAGAGCCACCAUACGUGUUCCAACUCGUGAGGUUUAGGGCCUGCGACGAUACCUGUGAUGUUAGCGUGGUUCUCGAAGACCACACAGUCCCACAACCAGUAAGCUACCCAACAAAUAGUCAGACUGUCGAAAGAGACAGCUGUCGUGAUGUGAAGCUCUAUGACUACUACAACAGCAGCACGAUAGAGUCCUGGUUUCGGGACAACGUCGGGAUUAAGUCGGAACAGUGCACGCCAACUACAAUUGGUCGUAUUGGAAUUGGAGAGACGAGGUCUGUUACCUGUUAUGCAACGGACAUGGCGGGGAGUCGGUCUGCUGGAUGUGACGUCACUUUCUACUGCAAGAAGUACGAAUGCCCCAUUAUCGAGCCACCAGAGUUUGGGGCGAUUGUCUGCCACGAAGAGGACCUAAUGGAGAGAUGCACGCUCUUCUGCAAGGAGGGCAAAAUCCACAAGAGAAAAAACACAUUUGAGUGCAACAUGGCCAUUUCGUCAACCUGGAUAGACGCGAGAAUUGAACAAGAUGUAGUCUGCAGAAAGUGCCCCAUUAUCGAGCCACCAGAGUUUGGGGCGAUUGUCUGCCACGAGGAGGACCUAAUGGGGAGAUGCACGCUCUUCUGCAAGGAGGGCAAAAUUCACAGAAGACAAAACACCUUCGAGUGCAACAUUGCCGAUUCGGCAACCUGGACAGGCGCGAGAAUUGACAAGGACGUAGUCUGCACUGGUGAGUUGCACUGA
This is a messenger RNA of Branchiostoma belcheri (Belcher's lancelet), 4699 nucleotides long. Its product is annotated as mucin-5AC-like. The coding region runs from base 272 to 4699 and encodes 1475 amino acids. The record is from RefSeq and is a predicted model, not a curated record. The transcript is spliced from 9 exons. NCBI's taxonomy places the organism in Eukaryota, Metazoa, Chordata, Leptocardii, Amphioxiformes, Branchiostomatidae.